Molecule: messenger RNA, 2910 nt
Organism: Auanema sp. JU1783
Lineage: Eukaryota; Metazoa; Nematoda; Chromadorea; Rhabditida; Rhabditidae
Source: the annotation of a GenBank genome assembly
AUGGAUCCAUCGUUUGAACAUUUAAUUUUCAAACUUUGCCCUAAUUUUUGUAAAAAUACUACUUCGAAAGAGAGAGCUAAAAACAAACGCCAAGUACUACGUAAUAUUAUUAAUAAAGAUGAGAAAAUCUCUGUUGUACUGGAGUAUUUUAGCAUUCCCAUGACUGUAGAAUUGCUCAGUGACGAUGAUUAUGAGGAGGAUUGUCCAAUAGAUGUACCGUCAACUUCAAGAUGCAUGAAGUCAACGAAAAAAAAGAAAAAAAAGUUUCCAAUGCCGACUUCCUCCAUUUUUCGGAGGUUUUUUCGUUGUCCAUCCCGUACCCCUUUGACCGUAUUUGAUACUUUAAUAAAGGGAAAGUUGAACCAUCAAGAUGAUUUCACGGUUCAUUUUGUACAGAAUCUGAUUAACAAGGAGAUUCCCUUAGAAACCACUUUAAUCUCAUUAGCCGAUAGUUCUGGAUGGCUACGAAAAAGGCCACUUCGUCUUAUGUUUACUGUUAUCCCAUCUAGGGAACGACCUCCUGUGUUAGAAGCAGAACAGAUGCCCAUCCUAAUGGCUGAGCAAGAUCCGAUUCGUGAUCAAUCACCUGUGAGGAUCCAAGAGCCUAAAGACGGAAACUAUUUUGUAACUCCUCCUGACUUAAACGUUGAUCUCUUCACUGAUAGCAACGGUCACCAAGCACCGAAAAUUAGGCAAAAAUUAAUUCAAACACCCAAAUCGAGUGGUUCUAAGAACAAACGGGAGAGUGAUGCGAAAGAUAAACCUCCAGCAUUAACCCCGGAGAAAACACCACCCCCCAUUCUGUUACCAUGCGAACCUCCAACACUGGUAUCACCUGAAACACCAUCAACUUCUGUUGGCGUUGCUCAAGCAGUUUCAACUCCUAUCACCUCACCCAAGUACACAGCUCCUGGAAUUGUCAUUCCUGCAAGUUCUGCUCUAAUGCAACAAAUUCAAGAAUCCUGUCCUCCUGUAUCAUCCAAACGCCCUCCUUUUGUUCUGAAACGGGUCAAUAUGGAUCAGCCUCCUAUUCUUCAAGCUGUAUCACCGCAACAACAUCCUAGUCCACCAACUCUUCAUAGGAUAUCACCACCAGCCCCAAGCAAUAGAGGACCUCCUAUUUUAACGAGAGCAUCAGUGGGCUCGGAGCAUCCAAUGCAAGGUCCUCCUGUAUUAUCUCCUGUUAACCCCGCCUUAAUAUCAAUACCGCCCCAAAUUCCUUUUGCUCAGGUAUCCAAUGGUGGACAUGUACCUAUUCAAAUACCUGUGAUUCCGGCACAAGCUCAUCUUCAAACGCCCAUAUCAGUGCAAUCUCAUCCGCAUGCACAAGUUUUUGCUCACCCACCAAUUUUACUUCAUUCACAAACGCAUAUUGCCGGUAUGCCUCAACUAACCUCGAGCCCCAUACAGAUCCACACUCAAGCACAUGGCCCAGCUUCCACUCCGGCAAAAAUUAUUUCGUUGCCUUCGCAGUUUGGAGGACAAAUGCCUGUUCUUCAGAGAACCGGAGGAGCGUUGUCUAUCAAUGCAGAGGAUAUGCAACGUAUUCAGCAUUAUAUGAUGUCACAGCAACAACAGCAGAAUCAACAACAUCAAAUUCAUUUGCAGUUGCAAAGACAACAAGGGCAAACCGUCGCUAAACUUCAACCUACUGUGAAUUUUUCCAACGUACACACUGUUAAAACGCCUGAGGCAACAUCCAAACCUACAACGCCCAGGAAUGUUUCAUCAAAUCCUGCUACAGUUACUAUGAGAACAGCCAAGUCGAAAAUGACGAAGAAGAUGAAGUUGGAUAUGCAAGCCCCUUUGAGUAAUAUGAAUCCUCUUUUCCCAGUAUCUAUUGUAGCGUCUUCUGCUCCACCUUCAACCCCUGUAACUUUGUCAGCUCCGGCAGUUACGACGAGCACUCCUCCUUCUACUCGAAUUCCUUCGCAAGCUGUGAACGUAAAAAGUGAAAGCGUGCAAGAGUUGACUAAUCAAUCCUCUAACACCCCGCAAGUUCAAAUACAGCAAAAAGUUGAGUCGAAGCCUGAUACUCAAAAUAGUGAGCUGGCGAAAGUUCUUUCGAUAUCUAAUGCCAAGAUGAACACGAAGCCCAAAGCACAGAGCAAUUCUUCCGAUAUGAAGAUACAACAACAAGCCUCGAUCCCAUCGCUAGCAGUUGUUCCGCGUCAAUCUCUUCCAACCGCAAACGUGAACAGGCCGAAUAAGGAUAUGAAAACUACUAUUUAUCCGAACUUUGGAGCAGCUAUUGCUGAUUUGACAGCUCGUUUACCAACACCGACUGAUAAGAAAUCGACAUCGUCCUCUGUUGCUCAGAUUCCGUUAUCAGUCAGCAAAGCAGGAGAAGUGUACGUGAAGUUUCCAGUGAUCUCUAGUGCCUUAGGUAACAAAACAAUCGAGAAGCAGAGGUCAUCGCCCCAGAAACGCGUUUCUGAUAUUAUGAAACUGGACGGACCUUUUCCGAAAAUGCUGAAGACUAGCGAAAGUAGUUCUCCCAAUAUUUCAACAGAUCUUCAAGUGCCUCCUGCCAUCCUAGUUCCCCCUAGCUUUAGAACUCCUAGUCCCCCAUCCUCCCUAUCUACACCCUCAGUCUCUCGUCAAAGCUUAUCACCUCCCAAGUUAUCUCCCGUCAUGACGACUUUGAUUGAAUCUAAUCAUUCGCCGUCACCAUCAACAUCUUCGUCUGUGAGCACGUUGGCAUCAAUAAUCAAUGCUCCGGAGCCCAAGCCAAUUGAUCCAUCUCCAUCUCCGGCAGCUUCAGCCAUUGAUAUAAUCACCAUGGCUAAAAUCAAAGGGCAACCUCUGGGAAGAGCUAUUAAGGACGAACUCUUUAAGAAAGUUAAUCCGAUUGCAACGAAUCCUCCUGUAAUGGCCAUAGCGAAUGCGAACAGUUAUAACUCUUUUUGA